UGAAUGGGCGCGCGGCUGCGGGCUCCGGCCCCCCGCGCCCGGCCCCGCUCGGCUCCCGCCCCGCCCGGGCCUCCGCCGGCGCCGCCAUCCGCCGCUCCGCCUGUGAAUGAAAGGCAGGCGCCGCCGGGGGCUGCUGGCAGGCGACGCGGCGUAGACGCGGCCUCCUGGCGGAGAUGUACGGUGUGUGCGGCUGCUGCGGCGCCCUUCGCCCCAGGUACAAGCGGCUGGUGGACAACAUCUUCCCCGAAGACCCCGAGGAUGGCCUGGUGAAGACCAACAUGGAGAAACUGACCUUCUAUGCCCUGUCAGCACCGGAGAAGCUGGAUCGCAUUGGCGCCUACCUGUCUGAGAGACUCAUCCGGGACGUGGGGCGCCAUCGAUACGGGUAUGUGUGCAUUGCCAUGGAGGCGCUGGACCAGCUGCUCAUGGCCUGCCACUGCCAGAGCAUCAACCUCUUCGUGGAGAGCUUCCUCAAGAUGGUAGCCAAGCUGCUGGAGUCAGAGAAGCCCAACCUGCAGAUUCUGGGCACCAACUCGUUUGUGAAGUUCGCCAACAUCGAGGAGGACACGCCGUCCUACCACCGGAGCUACGACUUCUUCGUGUCACGCUUCAGCGAGAUGUGCCACUCCAGCCACGACGACCUGGAAAUCAAGACGAAGAUCCGAAUGUCAGGGAUCAAAGGGCUCCAAGGGGUGGUGAGGAAGACGGUGAAUGAUGAACUGCAGGCCAACAUCUGGGAGCCCCAGCACAUGGAUAAGAUCGUGCCCUCCCUGCUUUUCAACCUGCAGCACGUGGAAGAGGCCGAGAGCCGGUCCCCCUCACCCCUGCAAGCGCCCGAGAAGGAGAAGGAGAACCCAGCCGAGCUGGCCGAGAGGUGUCUUCGGGAACUGCUCGGCCGGGCUGCCUUCGGCAACAUCAAAAACGCCAUCAAGCCGGUCCUCAUUCACCUGGAUAACCAUUCUCUCUGGGAACCCAAGGUGUUCGCCAUCCGCUGCUUUAAAAUCAUCAUGUACUCGAUUCAGCCGCAGCACUCCCACCUGGUUAUCCAGCAGCUCCUGAGUCACCUGGAUGCCAACAGCCGCAGCGCCGCCUCGGUGCGGGCGGGCAUCGUUGAGGUCCUGUCCGAGGCUGCGGUCAUCGCAGCCACAGGCUCUGUCGGGCCCACGGUGCUGGAGAUGUUCAACACUCUGCUGAGGCAGCUGCGGCUCAGCAUCGACUACGCCCUGACCGGGAGCUACGACGGGGCCCUCAGCCUGGGCAUCAGGAUCAUCAAGGAGCAUGAAGAACGCAUGUUCCAGGAGGCCGUCAUCAAGACCAUAGGCUCCUUUGCCAGCACCUUGCCCACGUACCAGCGCUCGGAGGUGAUCCUGUUCAUCAUGAGCAAGGUCCCCCUGCCCUCGCUGCACCACCCCGUGGAGCCCGGGAGGACAGGGGAGAACAGGAACCGGCUGACGCAGAUCAUGCUGCUGAAAUCCCUCCUCCAGGUAUCCACAGGCUUCCAGUGCAGCAACAUGAUGUCAGCACUGCCCAGCAACUUCCUGGACCGCCUUCUGUCCACCGCCCUCAUGGAGGAUGCAGAGAUCCGGCUCUUUGUCCUAGAGAUUCUCAUCAGUUUUAUCGAUCGUCAUGGCAACCGUCACAAGUUCUCGACCAUCAGUACCCUCAGUGACAUCUCUGUCCUGAAGCUGAAAGUGGACAAGUGCUCCCGGCAGGACACCGUCUUCAUGAAGAAGCACUCCCAGCAGCUCUACAGACACAUCUACCUGAGCUGUAAGGAGGAGUCGAACAUCCAGAAGCACUACGAAGCUCUCUACGGGCUGCUGGCGCUCAUCAGCAUCGAGCUGGCCAACGAGGAGGUGGUGGUGGACCUCAUCCGCCUGGUGCUGGCCGUUCAGGAUGUGGCCCAAGUCAAUGAGGAGAACUUGCCCGUGUACAACCGCUGUGCCCUCUAUGCUCUGGGCGCGGCCUACCUGAACCUCAUCAGCCAGCUGACGACGGUGCCCGCCUUCUGCCAGCACGUCCACGAGGUGAUAGAGACCAGGAAGAAAGAGGCUCCGUACAUGCUCCCCGAAGACGUGUUUGUGGAGAGGCCCAGGCUGUCACAGAAUCUUGAGGAAGUGCUGAUCGAGUUCCUCUUCCGCCAGAGCAAAAUCAGCGAAGUGCUGGGGGGCAGUGGCUACAACUCAGACAGGCUGUGCCUGCCCUAUGUCCCACAGCUGACAGAUGAGGAUCGUUUGUCCAAGAGGAAGAGCAUCGGGGAAACCAUCUCCCUGCAAGUGGAGGUGGAGUCGAGAAACAGCCCUGAGAAGGAGGAGCGCGUGCCAGCUGAGGAGAUUACCUACGAGACGCUGAAGAAAGCCAUCGUGGACAGUGUGGCGGUGGAGGAACAGGAGCGUGAACGGCGGCGGCAGGUGGUGGAGAAGUUCCAGAAGGCUCCAUUUGAGGAGAUUGCGGCCCACUGCGGGGCCCGGGCUUCACUGCUGCAGAGCAAACUCAACCAGAUCUUUGAAAUCACCAUUCGGCCCCCUCCGAGCCCUUCAGGAACCAUCACCGCCGCCUAUGGCCAGCCUCAGAACCACUCCAUCCCCGUGUAUGAGAUGAAGUUCCCCGAUCUCUGUGUGUACUGAAUUCCGGGAGACCAGCACCUCUCAGGAGCUCGCUACCCGAAUGCCAUGGAACCCCGACUGCCAUCUUGGAACAAAAGUACACAGGGGUCACACCUCCCAGGCUGGGCCAGAAGCACUCUGCACCCUCCUGCUGCCUGUCAUCCUCAAGGGACAUCAGCCACUUACCCCUGGGACCCAGCAAGCAUCUCACCUGUACCUUUGUCUCCUCCCUUAUGUCAGCAGGGACCGAGAAUAGCGGGGGUCUCGGAGAGAGACUGAGGUUGAGGUGCCUGCUUGCUGUGGCAAGUCACCAUCUUUCCUGGGGUGACCUGGCGGGGGCGGGCAGAGCUGCUCUUGGCCCAGGAGGGGACUAGGUAGAGACACAGUGGGACAGAGGAGAUGACCUUGGAAGAACUGCAAGAGAGAUGGCUGCCCCCCAGCCGGAGCCCCCUCCGUUCCCCCCUCUAGGGCCUGAGGUCCCCAUGUCUUUGGGGUCA
Messenger RNA from Sorex fumeus (smoky shrew), 3103 nucleotides. RefSeq names its product EFR3 homolog B (gene EFR3B). Gene Ontology annotation, biological process: protein localization to plasma membrane. The record is from RefSeq and is a predicted model, not a curated record. The transcript is spliced from 23 exons. Gene Ontology annotation, cellular component: plasma membrane. Lineage: Eukaryota; Metazoa; Chordata; Mammalia; Eulipotyphla; Soricidae. Bases 174 to 2627 code for a protein of 817 amino acids.